Messenger RNA from Heterocephalus glaber (naked mole-rat), 1027 nucleotides. It is a transcript of the gene Lamtor3, whose product is annotated as late endosomal/lysosomal adaptor, MAPK and MTOR activator 3. Gene Ontology annotation, biological process: positive regulation of TOR signaling; cellular response to amino acid stimulus. NCBI's taxonomy places the organism in Eukaryota, Metazoa, Chordata, Mammalia, Rodentia, Bathyergidae. The record is from RefSeq and is a predicted model, not a curated record. Gene Ontology annotation, cellular component: Ragulator complex.
GGGCUCCCCCCCGGAAGUCCCUCUCAGCCGCUGUCUGCUGCUUAUCAAGUGCUUCCGGAAGCUCAGACGGGGUCGCGAGUCAUGUGACGGCGGCUGGCCGAGGAAGCUGUUUGAAGCUGCUGCUGAAGGACUGUGAAAGACACUCGGAUAGCCGAGAAGAGCAGGAGCGGAGGUCGGAACAGCGCGGCAUGGCGGACGACCUAAAGCGAUUCCUGUAUAAGAAGUUACCAAGUGUUGAAGGACUCCAUGCUAUUGUUGUAUCAGAUAGAGAUGGAGUACCUGUUAUUAAAGUGGCCAAUGACAGUGCCCCAGAGCAUGCUUUGAGGCCCGGCUUCUUGUCUACUUUUGCCCUGGCAACAGACCAAGGGAGCAAACUGGGACUUUCAAAAAAUAAAAGCAUCAUCUGCUACUACAAUACCUACCAGGUGGUUCAGUUCAAUCGUUUGCCUUUGGUGGUGAGCUUCAUAGCCAGCAGCAAUGCCAAUACAGGACUGAUUGUCAGCCUAGAAAAGGAACUUGCUCCAUUAUUUGAAGAACUGAUAAAAGUUGUCGAAGUUUCUUAAUCUAACUGUGGUUUCGAUCUGUACCUUGUUCUCAUUAUAACACAGUAUCAAUCCAGCAGUCUUUAGACCACAGUAGUCCUUCUACCCAGGUACUCAAGAAAAAGGCCCUCUUUUCCACCUCCUGCUAAAGAAAGAGCCUACAGGUGGGUGGCUGCAUUUUCUUGUAUAAGCCCUUUUCUUGUUUAGUGAGAUCUGGGGUAACCACGGAAGUGGUUCAGUCUACACAGCUCCCAUGGAGUUAGUCCUUCCUCCAGGUUUGGAUGAGAAUCUACUCGUGGAUCAGAAUCACAGUGGCAUGUGAUUCACUUGAGUCACUGUGCUUGCUUUGUACAGUGCUCGCAGGCCUUUGCAUGGUGAGAGUAAUGAGGACAUAUUUUUCUUCAGAUUAUGCUUUAUUUCUUUGGAUUGAGUGUAAGGAAGAUAAAAUGGCUUAGUAAAAUUAAUAAAAUCAGUACAAUCACUAA